AGCCGUUAGAACCGUUGGAGGCAGGCGCGGCGCGGGGAGGAGAUAAACGUGUGAGGCGGCGUCCCGGGGCAGCUACUGCUGCCGGCCGGCUCCCGCCGCGCCUCCCUCAGGCGCUGCCUCGGCUGGCUCCCUCCCGCGCCGCCCCUCGUGUCAGCACCCCCUCCCGGCCCGCUGAGGUGCCCACCUCUCCCUGCACGCGGUAAAGGCACCCAAAGAUGGGCAGGGUGUGAAUAGUUUGCAGCUGUUGCGUUAGAAGCUGUUGUACCUUCAAGUGGGCAUGUGUGGCGGGAGUUUUCAGUUUCUUGUUCCUGAAGUAAAAGGAAGCUGCUACUUUGCUAAGGACCAGCUUAUACAGACCUAUCAUGGCAUCCAACAAAUUUGUUAUUAAGUGUGGUAACUUUGCUGUUUUGGUGGAUGUUCAUAUUUUGCCUCAAGGCUCCAGUAAAGACACCAGCUGGUUUUCAGAUCAUGAGAAAGAGGAGGUCUGCAUGCUGCUAGAAGAAGUUGUUGCUUCAAGGGUCAAACACUACUUGCAAGCGCCUAAACGUGGUCAAUGGAAAUCAAUGGAACAUGCAACAUCUGGUCCUUUGUUUCUUACAGCCAAGAGUCUUCACAUUACUGCCUACUUUAUGAAGAGAUGGGUUAAUCUCCGUUGUGCUGUAGGGAAACAUUAUCGUGAGCUACGUGUGUUUCCAGACAAAUUUAUAGUCUGUGUCAGUAAACUUGAAUCUAAUCCAGGUGCUUGGACAUGUGAAAAUGGUGUAUUGCAGAAAGAAGAACUUUCCAGUGGGACGUCUGAAUAUUUUACUGAGUCUGCUGAGAACAAGAAGCUUAAGAUUAGUCUAGAUGAGCAGAUAAAGCAAGACAUCUUGAAAGAAAUUGUGAAAAGGACAAAAACAAAGAAAAGUAGCACGAGCAAACCCCAGAUCAGCAAGGGCUCCAAGAAAGUGUGUCUUGGCUCAGUGGACUCGCAGAGAGGGAACAGAAAGAACGACUGUCAAACUUCUCUCAGUCCUCAAGCUGAAGCAAAAUGUAGGAGUACAGAACAGCUAAAGGAUGGCAUAAAUACAGCUGAGAGCAGCUUGGAGCUUCCUGGUUUAGAGCUGGAAAAUUAUGUUAAUCGGAGACAGCCAGAUGAUGUUAGCAGCCAGCAAAAAUCUCACUCUGUGGAGCGGUUGAAGUCAAGUCUUCUAAGCGAGAACCUUCUUUGUAGCUCUGAGUCAGCACUGCGAGGUCCAAAACAAAGUCAAAAAGUGACCAAAACACAGGCUCAACAAAAGAGCUGUAGUUCAGAAGAAAAGCUGGAGGAUUUCAAAAAAGUAUCCUCUGAAGGGACUGCUCUAAUUCCUGGCAGUUCAGAAAUGAGUAAGUGUGAUGAUGAUUAUUUAGGUCCAUUCCUGGAGGAGAAGACCCCACUGAAUUCCAAGCUGUCUUCUAAACAAGACGCGACAAAGACUCUGUCUGAUGAGGAGUCACUAACUUUGAGAAGAAACCUCUCCCGGCCUCUUUCUGUGAGGAACAAUAUAGUGCAGACAAGCCAAAAUGAACCAAGCGCAGCCACUGAAGAAUUGCCUGUAAUGCCAUCAUCUUAUUCAGAACUGCAGCCUGUGUCUUCGGAGAAGCUUAUCCAAAAAAGAAAAAAAGAAGUUGAAAGUGGUCUCAGGAAGUUAAAACUGCGAAGGCUUAAGAAGUCGUAAAGUGUGAAAUAUGACGGUGAUGGCAUGGGUGGAUGAAUUUGUGUCUGGAAAGCAUAUGCAAAAAGUAGGAAGCAAUUCAAAAUAAUAAGCAAUGAUAAAAAUACAAAGUCAAAAUUAGAUAAAACCUUUUAAAGAAAAUUUAGUUAACAAAGUAUCUUAGUUAUUUGGAACUGUAAUUGAAGAUAAUUCUUUUAAAUCUUUAGGAAUUAAGCAUAAAUAUUGUACAAACCAGUGUAGUAUUUAUAGAAAGAAAAAUCUCUUAUAAUAUUUACUAAGCAAAAUUUUAGAUCAACGUAUGUUUUAGUACUAUUAAAGUCGUAUCAGCUGGUGACAGCAAAAGUUAAAACCACUUUUGUGAUCUGUUAGCAGCUGCGGUUAUUCAGUGUUUCGCUUGUUGCUGAAUGCAUAGUUUAUUUUAGUAAAAAUUAAUCCUUUCUCUGUGUUAGGAAGUUUAUGGUUUAUUCACAUGAUCUUUAUAACAGUAAGGCGAAUUGAGGUUGUUUCAAAUAAAUCUUUAACCAGAAUUGAAUGUUGCUGAUAAUUUAAGGCUCACCUUUUCAGCGGGUGUUCAAAAUAACUAUAAAUUGCACUUGUGCAAGUUUUGAUAUGAAUGCAUGUUUCUAACCCGAGUUGCAGAUACAAGUGAUCGCGCGUUCAGGCUUUGGAAAAAUGAAGGUUGGUUUUAUAUGUGCAGUCACCUGGAUGUGCAAACAUUGCUGUUGGGAAAAGUUCAUACGCACACAUGCAUAUGCAUCUUCAUGCAUUCCCAUUUCAAAAUCAGGCUUUGUUUGUCCUUGCAAGGACAUCAUGCUGGUUUUCAGGUGUUAGCGAUACCAGAGUUAUUUGUUAUUUUACGAUAGAGGUAAUUAUUAAUUGUACAGUGCUUUUUAAUACUGCUUUUGUAACUUGUAUGCUAAUGCGCUCAGGAAAUGUAACUUUUUAUUUUAUGCUUAUCUUUUUAAAAUGUUUAAAAUAAAAUUAUAAGCAAUUUUCUUUCAUCACUCUCAAAA
Molecule: messenger RNA, 2707 nt
Organism: Grus americana (Whooping crane)
Lineage: Eukaryota; Metazoa; Chordata; Aves; Gruiformes; Gruidae
Gene: SLX4IP
Product: SLX4 interacting protein
Exons: 10
Coding region: 363-1697 (444 amino acids)
Source: RefSeq, a predicted model, not a curated record